Eucalyptus grandis is the source of this 1206-nucleotide messenger RNA. RefSeq names its product polygalacturonase. Gene Ontology annotation, molecular function: polygalacturonase activity. The record is from RefSeq and is a predicted model, not a curated record. Gene Ontology annotation, biological process: carbohydrate metabolic process. The transcript has 4 exons. NCBI's taxonomy places the organism in Eukaryota, Viridiplantae, Streptophyta, Magnoliopsida, Myrtales, Myrtaceae. The coding region runs from base 1 to 1206 and encodes 401 amino acids.
AUGGCAAAGUCGUUCCUCGUGAUUAAUAGCUCCAUAAACAGUUCAUGGCUUCUCUUAGUAUCAUUCUUUCUCAUUGUGGCCACAUCUCUAAAACAAUCGGAAGCAGCCUCGUAUAAUGUGCUGAGCUACGGGGCGAAGGCGGACGGGAGGACUGACUCGACCAUGGCAUUCCAAAGAGUGUGGUCGUCAGCCUGUGGCUCGGCCGUGCCGGCCACGGUCUAUGUCCCGCAGGGAAACUUCGUGCUGAAGCCGGUGGUGUUCACUGGACCGUGCAAGAAUAGGAUCUUGUUUCUAAUCGCGGGGACUCUAAUAGCUCCGUCAAAUUACUGGAGUUUGGGGAAUUCGGGGUAUUGGAUAUUGUUCAAUAAGGUAACGAGGGUUACGGUUCAUGGAGGGACUCUCAAUGCACGAGGUUCUGGUUACUGGGCUUGCAAGAGUUCUGGCAAGAGUUGCCCCGUGGGAGCUAGGUCAAUAUCGUUGGAAGGGUCGAGCAAUGUCGUGAUCAGUGGCAUAACAUCCAUGAACAGCCAGAAUAUUCACAUGGCGAUUAACAACUGCAUGAAUGUGCUUAUCCAGAACGUGAGGAUAAAAGCACCGUCGCAAAGCCCCAAUACCGACGGCAUUCACAUCAGGUCUUCCACCGGAGUAACCAUUGCCUCCUCCUCCUUCAUGACCGGUGACGACUGCAUCUCCAUUGGUCCAGGCUCCAAGAAUGUCUGGAUCCAGCGUGUUGUGUGUGGUCCCGGGCACGGCAUCAGUGUUGGAAGCCUGGCAGGUAAUGCGAAUGAAGAAGGAGUUGAGAAUGUGACAGUAACAGGUGCAGUUUUCACAGGAACUCAGAAUGGAGUGAGGAUCAAAUCAUGGGGAAGGCCAAGCACUGGAUUUGCUAGAACCAUUUCUUUCAGGAACAUCAUCAUGAAAAAUGUGUUUAACCCCAUCAUCAUAGACCAAAAUUACUGUCCAAGCAACACAAAUUGCCCUAAUCAGAAUUCAGGUGUGAAGAUUAGCCGAGUUACAUACAGGAACAUCAAAGGAACCUCGGCCACACCAGUUGCUAUGAAUUUCAUCUGUAGCCCGACAAAUCCGUGCUCAGGCAUUGCAUUGCAGAAUAUAGAACUCAAGCACCUUACUGCACAAGCCACUUCUUACUGUAAGAAUGCUGGAGGCAGCAGCAGAGGAAUUGUUGUGCCGAGAAGUUGUUUCUGA